Messenger RNA from Cajanus cajan (pigeon pea), 1096 nucleotides. RefSeq names its product vesicle-associated protein 1-2. NCBI's taxonomy places the organism in Eukaryota, Viridiplantae, Streptophyta, Magnoliopsida, Fabales, Fabaceae. The record is from RefSeq and is a predicted model, not a curated record. Gene Ontology annotation, biological process: endoplasmic reticulum membrane organization. Gene Ontology annotation, cellular component: plasma membrane; endoplasmic reticulum membrane.
AUUUACAAAGACAAACACACGGUGUCCCACGUUGUUGCUUUGCAACUUGCGACUCUCUCUACCUACGACAACCGUUCUCUCUCGCCGGGAAACUGACAUUGAUCUCUCUCUCCGCCGAUCGCCGCCGAUCCCGCCGCCAUGAGUUCCGGCGAGCUCCUCCACAUACAGCCCCAGGAGCUGCAGUUUCCCUUUGAAUUGAGGAAGCAGAUCUCAUGCUCUUUGCAGUUGUCUAACAAGACUGAUAACUAUGUGGCUUUCAAGGUUAAGACAACAAAUCCUAAGAAAUAUUGUGUCAGACCUAACACUGGAGUGGUGAUGCCUAGGUCUUCAUGUGAUAUUAUAGUAACAAUGCAAGCUCAAAAAGAGGCACCACCUGACAUGCAAUGCAAGGAUAAGUUUCUCCUUCAAAGUGUGGUUGCAAGCCCUGGGGCAACUACAAAAGAUAUCACUCCAGAAAUGUUCAAUAAAGAAUCUGGUCAUGAAGUUGAAGAGUGCAAGUUAAGAGUUGUUUAUGUUGCUCCUCCUCAACCACCGUCCCCAGUUCGAGAAGGAUCUGAUGAGGAUUCAUCACCUCGAGCGUCCGUAUCUGAAAAUGGACAUUCAAGAGCUUUGGAGUUUGCAGGGGCUUCAAAAGCUUUCAAUGAGCGAGGUGAACACCAGGAUACUUCAUUUGAGACAAGAGCUAUUCUUUCAAAGGCAACUGAGGAGAGGAAUUCUGUAAUUGAGCAAAAUAAAAGACUUCAGCAAGAACUGGAGGUUUUGAGGCGCGAAGCCGGCAGAAGCCGCGGCGGUGUACCAUUCAUGUAUGUAGUUCUUGUUGGCAUCAUUGGCAUCAUUUUAGGUUUCCUAUUGAAGAGGACGUGACCUCUGAUUGCCAAGUUCUCCAAAACGAUGAAUUGUAGAAAGCACGAAGAAAUAUGUGCAAAAACCAAUUGUUGUCUUGUUGUCGUGUAUUGCUCCUACAAAUUUGGAAUGUGUGGUCAAAAAUUAGGUACUUCUAUCAGCAAUAGCAAUCAUAGACAGUGGACAAAUUUGUAUCAUGGGAACUGUAUUGUUAUCUUAUGUGGUACAUGUGAUUAAUUCUUUUGCACUUCUA